ACACGCUUUCAUCCACACCCCGCCACAUAGAACCACAAAAAAAAUCAUACCCAGGUAGCAGAUUUGCAAUUCAAACCAACCAAGAAUGCUGGAGCUAAGAUUAGUACAGGGGGGUUUGCUCAAGAAAGUUCUUGAAUCAAUCAAAGACCUCGUGAAUGACGCUAAUUUUGAUUGCUCGGCAUCUGGGUUUUCUCUACAAGCCAUGGAUUCGAGUCACGUGGCGCUCGUGGCGCUGCUUCUCCGGUCAGAGGGGUUUGAGCAUUAUCGAUGUGAUCGGAACAUUUCAAUGGGGAUGAACUUGGGGAAUAUGGCUAAGAUGUUGAGGUGUGCUGGGAAUGAUGACAUUGUUACGAUGAAAGCUGAUGAUGAUGGUGAUGUUAUCACUUUUAUGUUCGAAAGCCCGACUCAAGACAAGAUUUCUGAUUUUGAGAUGAAGCUGAUGGAUAUUGAUAGUGAGCAUCUAGGGAUUCCAGAAUCUGAAUAUGAAGCUAUUGUGAGGAUGCCAUCCGCUGAAUUUGCAAGGAUCUGCAAAGAUCUGAGUACCAUUGGUGAUACUGUUGUGAUAUCCGUGACGAAGGAAGGUGUGAAGUUCUCCACACGAGGUGAUAUUGGGACUGCAAAUAUUGUUUGCAGGCAGAACACUUCUGUGGACAAGCCAGAAGAUGCUACUAUUAUUGAGAUGCAAGAAACAGUCUCACUGACUUUUGCACUGAGGUAUAUGAAUUCUUUUACAAAGGCAACUCCUCUGGCAAAUCAAGUGACCAUCAGCCUAUCAUCUGAACUUCCAGUGGUGGUUGAGUACAAAAUCGCAGAGAUGGGCUACAUCAGAUAUUAUUUGGCUCCAAAAAUUGAAGAGGAGGACGAGGCUGCAAAUUAUGCACAGCCUGCACAAAACUCUGCUGCAGCUGCCACAUCAAACAAUGGAACUAAGAAAAAUGAGGGUAAUAACAAAGUUGAUUCCAAGAAAAGGGUGAUAAAGAGUGAAUUUAUUGAUGACAGUGAGGAUGCAACAGAUGCGCAACCUCAGGCUAAGGCUAAAACAAAAACCGAAGCUGGAGCUGAUGAUGACGUUGAAGUAAUGGACACCAAGCCGAAGACUGAAACUGAUGAUGGCGAUGAAGUAAUGGAAAUUAAGCCAAAGACUGAAAGCAAUGGUGAAGUGGAAGUUAUGGAUAUUGAGUAGUUUUCCAGCUGAACAUUAUCAUUUCUAUUACUAGUAAUUUUCUUAAGUAGUAACUAAAAAAACCUUUUUAGUGAAGCUAAUAGCUAAGUUCUA
Molecule: messenger RNA, 1276 nt
Organism: Daucus carota subsp. sativus
Lineage: Eukaryota; Viridiplantae; Streptophyta; Magnoliopsida; Apiales; Apiaceae
Product: proliferating cell nuclear antigen large form
Exons: 4
Coding region: 86-1183 (365 amino acids)
Biological process (GO): mismatch repair; translesion synthesis; leading strand elongation
Cellular component (GO): PCNA complex
Molecular function (GO): DNA polymerase processivity factor activity; DNA binding
Source: RefSeq, a predicted model, not a curated record